Molecule: messenger RNA, 1041 nt
Organism: Schizosaccharomyces osmophilus
Lineage: Eukaryota; Fungi; Ascomycota; Schizosaccharomycetes; Schizosaccharomycetales; Schizosaccharomycetaceae
Product: threonine aspartase, involved in protein processing
Exons: 3
Coding region: 1-1041 (346 amino acids)
Biological process (GO): protein maturation
Molecular function (GO): threonine-type endopeptidase activity
Source: RefSeq, a predicted model, not a curated record
AUGAAUUCUGGCUUUGUGAUUGUCCAUGCUGGAGCAGGCUUAUAUUCAGAACGAAGGGAACAUUUAGCGAAGGAUGCGUGUGCUAAAGCAUGCAUGCAAGCAAAACUUGAACUCUGCAGAACUUCUGAUUCAAUUGCAGCGGCAAUAGCAGCUGUAAAGGUGCUUGAAGACAGCCCAGUUUGUAAUGCUGGUACAGGAUCGAAUUUGACUGUCAACGGAGAAGUGGAGUGUGAGGCUGGUUUGAUGGAGUCUCACACAGGAAUGGCGGCAAGCGUAGGUGCAUGCAGAAACUAUAAAUAUCCAUCUGAAAUUUGCUCGAGAAUUUUAAGCAAACGUAAGCUUCCUAAAAGUCAUGGUCGAAUACCUCCCUUGAUGAUUGUAAGUCAUGGAGUUUCUGAGUUCUUGAAGGAGGAAGGGAUUCCCACAAAUACCAAUGAAGAGUUGCGAACUGAUGGGUCUCGUAAACAGUAUGAAAAAUGGAAGCAACUUGUUGAAGAUGAUGGGAGGAUACCAUCAUCUCAAGAUACAGUCGGUGCUAUAUGCAUUGAUCCUGCUGGCGAAUUCUGCGUGUGCUGCAGCAGUGGUGGUAUAUUAUUAAAAUCUUCAGGAAGGAUUGGAUCAUCUGCUAUCCCUGGCCAUGGAUUUUGGCUGGAAAGAGAAUUGAAUGAAAUGGGUGCCUCCACCUUUGCUACAUGUAUGACCGGAACAGGUGAACACAUUUCAAACACGAAUUUCGCAAUUAGAUGUUCAAAUGUAAUGUUGCACACAGAAGAUGAGAUUCAAGAUCUGGAACGCCUUAUCCGAGACUUCUGGGAUCAUCCAAUGUCGAAAUAUAUCCCUAAUCUAUCUCUGGGAUUCAUAUUUGCAAAAAUGGAAACAAUGCCUGAAUCAAAACGUCCACGGUUGACAUUUGGCUUUGCAAAUUCCUCGCCAUCCAUGGCAAUUGGAUAUAUGAAAACCACUUCAAAGAAGCCUCAUGUCCUUAUUACGAGAAAUCAGAAUAAACCGCAUACAAUUAGUGUUGUUUCUACUCGACUUUGA